AAACUGACAGCAUCUGCAAAAACAUCUGAACCACCCGUUGAACCCACCACCACAGAGCCAGAACUGAAUAUAGCCAGUACAGAUGAAAAGGCAACUAAAACCUACCUACCUACCGUUGAUCAGAGUAGUGCCCCUCAUAAAUCCCACCCUGAAGUGGUGACUGUCCUGGAACAGUGUUGAAGGUCAGAGUGAGUCAGGAAGAGUCCAGUAUACCUCAAGGACUAUGUCUGUGACUAGACUUUAUAUCUUUUGUUGCCAUUAUCAUGGUAAUUAUUGCUUAUCAUUUAUUGAUCCUUGUAUGUUCAACUGAUCAGCUGAUAGAUUUGUCGUAUGGACCCAUUGAUUCUGAACUAAAGUAACAUUAACAUCUUAUGGUUUUUUUUUAUUUUUCAAAAAGGAGAAUGUUACAAUAUGCACUUGAUUUCUAUCAAUAACUAGCUAGCCUAAGAUCGAGUUACAUCUGUAUGUCUUGUCACCAUGUGUGUUAAUGAAAUAGUUGAUUAAACCGAUCUUGAAACACAUAUACAAACAUUUACUCAACCCAAUUGUUUUAAGGACUAUAUGUGGAUCAAGUGUAUUCCAAAAGACUUACAGUGAAAUUAAAAAUUAUAAGAAAAAAAGCGAGCUACAUCGUUUUGCUUACACAUCAUUUAAAAAAGUAUUGGUUGAUUUACGAUCCUUAAUGAGAGGCAAAUCAUACGACAAUCAAGACGACUUAACUCAGUUGAGGGUUCUUGAUGAUAUCCUUUAG
This is a messenger RNA of Pocillopora meandrina, 751 nucleotides long. The record is from the annotation of a GenBank genome assembly. Lineage: Eukaryota; Metazoa; Cnidaria; Anthozoa; Scleractinia; Pocilloporidae.